Molecule: messenger RNA, 1407 nt
Organism: Andrographis paniculata
Lineage: Eukaryota; Viridiplantae; Streptophyta; Magnoliopsida; Lamiales; Acanthaceae
Product: glucuronokinase 1-like
Exons: 7
Coding region: 149-1198 (349 amino acids)
Molecular function (GO): ATP binding
Source: RefSeq, a predicted model, not a curated record
AAGAGCCCACUGCCCGCAUCCUUGUAUAUCGAGACAUCCGUCGCUCCCGGUUCUCGAACCCCAGUGGAAUCGUGGCUAAAAUUAAAAUAAACAAGAACCCAAAUCAGUCCCAUGUCAGGUCAGUAGUCUGCGCGGACUGAAUCCAUCAAUGGCGGGAGGUGUGAUAGAGCACCGAGCUUAUGCUCGGGUUGGACUGUUGGGUAAUCCCAGCGAUGUUUAUUUUGGUCGUACCAUAUCAUUCAGCCUUGGCAAUUUCUGGGCGUCUGUUAAAUUGCUGCCUUCCAAAGAUUUGGUGAUCGUUCCUCAUCCGACGCACGAUCUAGUUCAAUUCAAUUCCCUCUCUCAUUUGGUUGAUCGGCUGCAAAGUGAUAGUUAUUAUGGAGGAGUGCGUCUGCUUCUGGCAAUUUGCAAAAUAUUCUAUGCACAUUGCAAGGACAACGGCAUUCGUCUCCAUGAAAGGAAUUUUACUCUAUCUUAUGAUACUCACAUACCUCGCCAGACGGGGCUUUCUGGUUCCAGCGCAAUCGUCUGCGCUGCUCUUAGUUGCCUUCUUGAUUUCUAUGAAGUCAGGCACUUAAUCAAAGUUGAGGUCCGGCCAAACCUAAUCCUUAAUGCUGAGAAGGAACUCGGCAUUGUUGCUGGUCUCCAAGACAGAGUCGCUCAGGUUUAUGGAGGCCUUGUCUAUAUGGAUUUCGACAAGAAACACAUGGAGGAAUUCGGGUAUGGCAAAUACGAAGCAAUGGAUAUAGAUCUUCUUCCCCAACUCUACCUCAUCUAUGCUGAGAAUCCCAGUGAUUCCGGAAAGGUGCAUAGCACUGUAAGAGAAAGAUGGUUAAACGGCGAUAAGUUGAUAAUAUCAUCAAUGGAAGAGGUUGCGAAGCUUCCAUUAGAAGGACGAACAGCAUUGCUCGCGAAGGACUACACGAAAUUUGCAGAUCUAAUGAACCGUAACUUUGAUUUACGAAGGCAAAUGUUCGGCGACGAGGUUUUAGGCGCCAUGAACAUAGAGAUGGUGGAGGUUGCUCGGCGUGUGGGGGCUGCAUCUAAAUUCACGGGCAGCGGUGGGGCCGUGGUGGUGUACUGCCCGGAUGGAGCAGCGCAGGCAAAGCUUGUGGAGGAUGGUUGCAAAGCGGCUGGGUUUGCCUUCCAGGCUGUUAAGGUUAUUCCAUCUGUCUUGAAUGAAGAAGAUGAUCUUUAGACAAUGUUCUCCUCUGUCUGGCAUUAGUCGUUGCUCAAUAUUUUCUCAUCUGAUCAUCUGAAUCAUUAAGUGUAUCAGCAUGAAAGUCUGUUUUUUCCGUUUCUAUUAGGACUUUUGUUGUCCCAAAAUAAUAAUUUUAUUUUUAUAAAUAAUCAUAUCACUGUAAAAUUACUUUUAUUUUUUCAUUAUUAUUACACAAUUGUCACUGC